This is a messenger RNA of Erpetoichthys calabaricus (reedfish), 6536 nucleotides long. RefSeq lists its product as uncharacterized. NCBI's taxonomy places the organism in Eukaryota, Metazoa, Chordata, Cladistia, Polypteriformes, Polypteridae. The coding region runs from base 81 to 1805 and encodes 574 amino acids. Gene Ontology annotation, molecular function: zinc ion binding; nucleic acid binding. The transcript has 2 exons. Gene Ontology annotation, biological process: viral process. The record is from RefSeq and is a predicted model, not a curated record.
UAUUAAAAAGAAGAAAGAAAGAAGAACCAAGUGAAGGUGCGAUUACAGACAGGAACGAGACCGGUGACCGAAGCUCUGUGAUGAUGGACUCAAGUGCGCCCACCUCAGGAAGGGACUAUGAUGACAAAUCUCCAGCACCUUUCAUGUUUAAUAGAUGUGGCCAGACUAACAAAGUGAAUAAAGCCCCUGAUGGAUGGCACAGUUUGACCGCAGGUGGUACGAGGCAAGUUAAGAAUGGGCUGCUGCCCACUGAGGGGGCUUUUGGAUUGGAAGCGUGGAGGUUUUUGUUGGACAAGCUGCAAGAGGGAAAAGAGGAUGAAGUGUUGAACGCGUUGAAGACGGAGAUGAAGCAAAGGCAGAAGCGAGAAAGAAACAGAAUACGCGACGCGGUGCAAGAGAAAUUAGACGCUAUGGAUGAGGGGUGUAUGCCACUUGAAGAUGAGAGGCAGACUAAGGAAGAAAGUGCGGGAUUACCUAAGGGGGCUCAGUGCUUAGCUAAAACAGGAGGGCUGCACGUCCCGGACCCCAAAAGACCACUAACUCCAGGAGAUGCGAGGCCCGUGUCUGUGGUGGGACUGCAACUGGGGCUCAGUCCACUCCUUCAAGCUGCAGCCACCCCAACCACCAGCCCUGCCGGACUCCAAAGUGUGAUUGUGUCACAACAACAUCUCCUCCAUCAGCCCCCAGCCCAAGGACCAGACGAUGAAGACAUUUAUUCGGCCCUGCCGAGGGAUGAUGACACCCAGUCCCUUAAAGCCCCUUUAAUACAGAAGGCUGAUGGUGUAAAGACUGACCAUCCCAAGCCGUGGUCUUCCUUUGAAGUCUACACGAUUAUCCGGAAUGUUCCGAAGCCCGCAGACAACCAUCACAAAUUUGUGCAGGAGAUCGAAGCCUUGCGGGUGUCCUAUGACUUGACCAUUGGAGACGUCGAGCAAGUCAUGAGGGGGGUCUUGGGGGAAUCCGAAUGGCUGGCAGUGAAGAGGUCAGCUACGGCAGAGGGGGACAAGAACGGGAGCGGCUGGCCAAACACCCCAACGCCACCCUUCCAAGAACGGGAGUGGUUGGCACUCCAGGCGGCCUUACUGAUUAGAUACCCGCGCAAAAUCAACUGGAGCGCGGCCACCAACGUUCAUCUGAGAGAUGGAGAGGGGCUCUACGACUUCUGGGACCGCUGCAAGGAGACCUUCCUGCUGCAUUCGGGGCUGCAGUGGGCCCAUAACAUGGAGUCCCUCAUUAACGCCAACUUUGUUAACGGGCUGCCGCCCAGUAUUAAGAUAUUAGCCCAGCAGGACCCCUGCUUCAAUGAUGACCCACCCAAUAAACUGAUCAGGCAGGUGCAAAUCUGGAUGGAGAAGGAGAAGGUGAAAGCGGCCACGGAGACGGCACACAAGGGUGCCUUUAAUCAGGGGGCCGCCAACCAGCGUUUGAAGAGACGGAGCCACAGCAGAGGAAGAGACAGAGCCAAGGCUAAUGUAAAAUGGAGUCAAGUGCAGCAGCAGCUGCCACCGCAGCCUACGUUGUGCCAUCAAGCAGAACAGCCACCUCCAUAUUGCCAAACCCCUUUUAAUUGUUACCGGUGUGGCCAGCCGGGUCACAUUAGGCAGAAUUGCCCUUUCAAAGGUGGAAAAACGGAGCAGCGGCAGAAUUCGCAGCAAAUCAUCCAUUGCCAAAAUGCCACAACAACUACUGCUGCUCCAUCUCUGGAGUCUUCUUCUCUUCCUCUUCCUCUUCCUCCUCCAUUUCCUGUAGUGAAUGUUGAACUGAACAAGAAGAGUUUCGGAUUUGUAGUUGUCCCCACCGCCUGAAGCUCCAUUAAUGGGUGAACAAGUGGCUCUUAUCAGGGUGGGAGGACAACCACAUGGCACACCUCAUGGGAGUCAUUUGAGGCACCUAACCAGCAGAACCUCCAUUCUUCCUCUCUGAUCUCUCAACCUGCUGGGUAAGGACCUUUACGUUUACUUAUAUGGCAGCUUACAACAGCUGAGAACCAUUCAACUAAUUAAUUCCAAUUGGAGCUGAAGUGACCUGCUCAGGCUCACAUGGUGUCAGUAGUGGGAUUUGAACCCACAGUCCAAGAGCCUUAACCUGCUAUGUAAACUCGGCGGCCACAUUUCCUGCACACCUGAUGGCCUAAACUUGGAACAACCCUUAACACGCUAAGUGACGAGAAGCUUCCUGGACCUCCGACUUCCACCAUACGGACAGCUGACCAUCACACCUGAAUGAGCUUCCCAUCCCAUCCCAUCCCAAAGCCAUGGACCUCAACAUGGAGCCGCAGCUCUUACAACCUCCACUUUUCAGGCUCGGUCAUGGAAACCCACUUCCUGACACCCCUUGUGUUGAUGUUACUUCAGGGAGGGUUUGGAACUCUACUGUGGGCGACGCCACCGAGGACAGGCCCUGCGUACCCACUUCAGCACUCUGAGGGAGCACAUGCUCGACUCUGGGAGCUAAAGAGUUAAAUGAUUAAAACCCAGAGAAAAGUGCGGAACUUCGGAAAAGUGGGAGUUGAAGGCCAAGGACACGGCAGACGCAGCCCUGGAAAACAUGCAGGCAACCAGCUUCACGUGUAGAAUUCAAGGCUGGCAGCUGAAUAGCCAACAGUGGCGCCUGCCCGAGGGACGUCCUGUGUGGGAAUCAAGGAGAUAAAGAGAAAGGCACCUGAGUUUGAGGGCUACAAGGGGACUAAAACUGCUACUGGGGAGUGUGUGUGAGUGUGUGUGUGUGUGUCAGUGGCAGGUAUCGGACAUUGAUAUUGUUUUAUGAGGUAUUAGGCAGGAGCUGGAGCACGGUGGCACAGUGGUUAGCACUGGCAGUGGGACAUGAAGGUUCAAGUUUGCAUGUGUCUGUGCAGAGUUGGUAUGUUCUCCCUGUGUCCCCGCAGGUCUCCCAUAGUGCUCCACAGAUGGCUGUGCAGAGGGUGUGUGUCUUCUCCCUGUGAGUGUGUCUGUUUUCCUACGAAUGUUUUCUGGCUGUGCCCUCUAUUGGAUGACCUGGGGUGGCGCCGUCAGAGGCUGUCGGGCGUUCGCUUGUCCUGAUCCGCGAAGUGAGUGACAGCGGAGUGUAAGGGUCAAGCAGUCGACUCGUCCUUCUGUAGAGUGUGUGAGUAAGUAGGUGAAUUGAUGAUCAGGUUGCCUUGUUAUUCUGUUACAUUUUAACGGAGAUAUGCAAAUCUGUUACGUAGAGUCGAGUGUCUAAAUGGGGGUCCGCGCCCUUUGUUCAUGGAGAAUCAGUGAUGGGGGGGGGGGGGUUCUCUCCUUUUAAACAAACAGAGUUAAAGACAGAUGGCAGUCUUCCUCCUGCCUGGGUCUUGGCGGUGAUUAAAUUCUUUCUGUGACAGUGCCAUGUUUAAAGUCACUGAGCUCUUCGGUAUGGGCAGACGUCUGCCAAUGGAGAUUGUGUGGCUAUGAGUUGGCGUCAACGCACCUGUUAACAAUGAACUGCCUUAUCUGAAGGGGUCUCACAUGUGUCUGGCUGUACGGCGACCAAACUGAACCUUUUAUGUACGAAUGCUGAGAUGAACCGAGCAGCAGGGUUUUCUCCUACAGUUCUGGUGCCACAACUCAACCUGCUUUUGCACUCAAGGCCUCUGUGGAGUCUCGCUGGGCGAGUCUUUGCGCCAUUGCAGCGCUGCUUCUUUUCUUAGGGGAAACUGGGAAGGCUGAAGCCUCCAACCUUCCCUGUCUGUGGGUCUGACAAUCGAUUUUUCUCUUUCUUUUCUCAUUUUAUAUCCCCUGGAGUGGGAUUUGAAAGACCCUUUGCAAAUUUGGAAUUGUGGGGUAGCUGGUCUACCGGUGUGUAUGCAAUGUGCUGACGAAUUCCUCGCAGGAGUCCGAAGGUUCGAUCGACUCCUGUUAUUAGGGAGUUGAGAGAAACCAGGAAAAGUCGGGCCCUGCAGGUUUUGUGACAGAUGAAGCUUUGUGGCUCAUCUUUACGUUGUGGGGAGUGAAUGUGAACACUCCGUUAACCUCCUUGGCGUUAACCCUUGUGAGACUCGGGCUCAGAAUUUGACGUAAAUCUGGUUAGACCCGAGUCAGACUCAGGGUGCCGUGUAAUGAUAUGCCUUAUAAUGUUAGGACAGUGUUCUGCUGCCAUCUAGUGGAUAAAAUAACAAAAAAACAGAAGUAUUUUGGGAACUCAUCAAUAUUCAUGAGUGAGGCGGAGCCUUAAAAGAGCAUAAUAGUGUGUAAACUGAAAUUGAGCCAUUGCUCGAACUGAGUGAUAGUGAUGGUGGUGUGAAUCGGUCAUCAGACGUUAAUACAGAUAGUGGAAGUGAUGCAUGAUAUGGAGCCGGAUGACCGAACCGCCAUGAUGUGCUGUGGUCACCUGAAGUUUCACUGUGGUCAGACAGUAGCUGUGUGGCUAAACGGCACGAUGUCAGAAAGACGUCAGCCUCCUGAUCACUGUGUCAGAGGAGAUGUGGAAGUCGUGAAGUCCUGCGCUGUGCGGGCCCACAGUAACACAAGGGGUGCGUCAGUCUUGUGGAUCAGGCGCUGACUUUCCAUGGCAGAAUAAACAUUAAAAGAAAAGAGCGCAAAGAAACGAGUGUCUAUGGUCCUGAUUGUGACGUCACUCGACGCCCGGGUGCUAAAUCUGCACCACUCUGCAGGCCUCUCCUGCUCUCUUCACAUCGAUGUCUUGAUAUUUAGGAGUUUCUUGUUCACGUAAUCACAGGUUUUCUUGUUCAACAAGAUCAACGUUGGUGAUUUGUUUUUUUAAAGUCUGCUCAUUUGCGGGACUUUAGAUCCUCCAGUCUCUCUGUGGCUGAUCUCGUCCUUCUCUUUUGUUUUACGCUCCUUUGCUUUGUGUAGUUCCUCACAUGAGCCACAGAUGGCGGGCGUCUGCCAUCCAUAAAAAAGAAAAAGGAGAUGAAGUUGAUAAAGGUGGGCUGCUUUCUCCCACCUUGGAUUUCAGGUUUCGAGGUGUUGAAGGGGAGAAGAUUCAACUUCUGUCUCGAUUUAUAAGGCGGUGGAGGACUGGCCGACCCCACUUUAGUAGAUGGGCGGUUCUGUGCCCUGAUCGGCCAAGGCUUCGCACGAGAAAGAUGGCAAAGGACUGCUGAUGUGAAGCGGGCCUGUCUGAAAGAAAUCCUCUGGUUGGAUUUAAAGGGCCUUUGUUUGAGCCCUCAAAGUGCCCGUCUUUGUUCUGAGGGAAGCCUGCUGUUGGUUCCCCUACACCUGUGUGUGUGUGUGGUCAGCCAGAGAAGGGGCAGGCAAAGGGGUUGGCAUGAAAUUGUAUGGCUUUGCACAGCCCGAUGUGUUUAAGUGCCCUCCGCAUGUUUGCCCACACCUCAGCUCCUCUCGUCACACGUGGUGGCCUGUGCCCGCUGGAUGCCCCCCGUCGCACAAACCUGCAAGUCACUGAUUGUGUGUUGUGAACUUGAACCCUGGUUUGGUGGGCACCUAGCGUGUGAUGUGGGUGUCCUGGGUCUUCUGAGCUGAGGUGCGAUUUUCGUAUUUUGCUGAGCUAAACGUCUGUGCUGAGUGACUUCAUUACCUAAAAUAGCAGAAACAGCAAAGGCUUCAAAAGAAACAAAGUUAAGAAAGAGGUCGUCGUUUAAAGCGGGCUUACUGCUUCUAUCAUUGUGGUUACGCUAAGCUUCCUGCUGACUGACUGGCCGGACCAGAAGGACAAGCUGUGCCCACACUGAGGGUUCAGGACGUGCAGGGGCGCCACACAGCGGUGCCCUCUUAACACUGGAUUGCCAGUCAGCCUGGUGGACCCGGUCAGUUGUGACCAUUUAAGGUGUCAAUGCUCCGCCAUUUCCUGUUAGCAACUAAAUGAAACCCCUGAUGUUAAAGGCCCUUUGCUAAUGGAACUGCGAUCUGACCAAUGGAGUGCAUAAAUAAGCCGCAGUGCCAGGACUGACUGGCGCUUCCUCCUGCCUGAGUUUUAUUGCCUCCAUCACGCAGGGAGAACAGGGCACCCGGUGGGGGUGCCGGUAAACUUCUCCACAGUGUGAGUACGGUUGUGCCUCCUGUACCCACUCCUGAUGGCCUCUCGUGUCUGCCCCUGCUUGCUGUUGUGCCACUUGUGCCCACACAAGUGCCGCUUUGUGUGAAAUGAUUGUUUGCAGUUUACAUGAGAAGGGAAGGCUGGCAGGACUUACUCGAGGUUCAUAUUGGGUGGAAAUUCCUCGAUGUGUAAAUGUGCACAGGACUCAACCAAGAAUGGCAAGAGAAGAAACAUCGGUACGCACCAUGGCAGGGGGUGUUAAGCAAGUGAAGAAUAGUCAGCGGGCGAUGGGGGCCUCGUUUGAGUGGGAGAGGUGGGUGUUUUCAUCUGAUAAAUUAUGUGAUAGAUCUGAAAAGAAUUCACUACGCCGCAUAUAACGGGGAUCAUCGGGUCUGAAAUGUUAACAGCAUUACAGUAUAACUUCUUUAACAUUCAAAUUGUGAAAUCAAUUGCUGAAAAUGAAUAUGUGUAUUGUGUGCACUGAAUAAAAAACUUCAAAUGAACAGAACUCUGAAUUCAUGGAUCGCAGUUGGUUUUGUGUAACAUUUAGCAAAAUAUAAAAUGUCUCCUCUUUGGUUUAA